GGGAUAUAUCCCGGCAUGCCCCGCGCGCGGGCAAGGCCCGCUGGGAAGCGUAGUCCAGAGAUAGGCUCGGGAACUACGAGUCCCGGCGUGCCCUGCGGCCGGAAGGGGGCGGGCCGACCCCAGCAGCGCCGCGGCGCGGGGGGGGCACGGGCCGGGACCGCCAUGAUCCGCUUCAUCCUGAUCCAGAACCGGGCCGGGAAAACCCGCCUGGCCAAGUGGUACAUGCAGUUCGACGAUGACGAGAAACAGAAGCUGAUCGAGGAGGUUCACGCCGUCGUCACCGUCCGCGACGCCAAACACACCAAUUUCGUGGAGUUCCGCAAUUUUAAGAUCAUCUACCGGCGCUACGCGGGGCUUUAUUUCUGCAUCUGCGUGGACGUCACCGACAACAACCUGGCUUACCUCGAAGCCAUCCACAACUUCGUGGAGGUCCUCAACGAAUAUUUCCACAACGUUUGCGAGCUCGACUUGGUCUUCAAUUUCUACAAGGUCUACACGGUGGUGGACGAGAUGUUCCUGGCCGGGGAGAUCCGGGAGACGAGCCAGACCAAGGUGCUUAAGCAGCUCUUGAUGCUGCAGUCGCUGGAGUGAACCGGGACCAAAUUUCCCUCCCUCCUCCCAGCCUUCCUCCUCCUCUUCUUCCUCCUCCUCUUCCUCCUCUUCGGAUCCCCCCCUGGGCGGGGGGGGGAGGAUGAGGGGGGGACACAGGACGGGGCUCUUUGAUGUUGUGCGUUGUCCCUCCCCACCCCAAAAUGUCCCCGUCGUCGUGUUGUGAAUAAACGUGGCUGUGACGUGCCGGAGCCCCCGCGCUCCUCGGGGUGCGGUGGGGGAAGACCUG
Grus americana (Whooping crane) is the source of this 838-nucleotide messenger RNA. RefSeq names its product adaptor related protein complex 2 subunit sigma 1 (gene AP2S1). The transcript is spliced from 5 exons. Gene Ontology annotation, cellular component: AP-2 adaptor complex; membrane coat; intracellular membrane-bounded organelle. The coding region runs from base 16 to 591 and encodes 191 amino acids. NCBI's taxonomy places the organism in Eukaryota, Metazoa, Chordata, Aves, Gruiformes, Gruidae. Gene Ontology annotation, biological process: clathrin-dependent endocytosis; intracellular protein transport. The record is from RefSeq and is a predicted model, not a curated record. Gene Ontology annotation, molecular function: clathrin-cargo adaptor activity.